Neofelis nebulosa (Clouded leopard) is the source of this 1001-nucleotide messenger RNA. Its product is annotated as olfactory receptor 4A15-like. Gene Ontology annotation, biological process: G protein-coupled receptor signaling pathway. Gene Ontology annotation, cellular component: membrane. Gene Ontology annotation, molecular function: olfactory receptor activity; G protein-coupled receptor activity. The coding region runs from base 7 to 924 and encodes 305 amino acids. The transcript has a single exon. The record is from RefSeq and is a predicted model, not a curated record. NCBI's taxonomy places the organism in Eukaryota, Metazoa, Chordata, Mammalia, Carnivora, Felidae.
GGACAUAUGGAACAUAGGAUCAAUGUGACUGAGUUUGUCCUCUUGGGGCUCACUCAGAGCCUCCAAGGUCAGAAAAUAUUAUUUGUUGUGUUCUUGCUCAUCUACAUUGUGACAAUAGUGGGCAACCUCCUCAUUGUGGUGACCGUGGUGGUCAGCCCAACCCUGGAUUCCCCUAUGUAUUUCUUUCUUGGUUACUUAUCUUUUAUGGAUGCUGUGUAUUCUACUACAGUCACUCCAAAUAUGAUUAUAGACUUACUCUGUGAGAAGAAAACCAUUUCCUUCCAAGCUUGCAUGUCCCAGCUCUUUCUAGGGCACUUGUUUGGUGGCUCAGAGAUUUUACUCCUGGUGGCCAUGGCCUAUGACCGCUAUGUGGCCAUCUGCAAACCCUUGCAUUAUUUGACCAUCAUGAAUCAACGGGUGUGUGUUUUGUUGCUGCUGUUGGCCUGGGUUGGAGGUUUUCUGCAUGCUGUUGUUCACCUUGUCUUUGUUUACAACCUUCCCUUCUGUGGUCCCAAUGUCAUUGACCACUUCAUCUGCGACAUGUACCCAUUAUUAAAACUUGCCUGCACUGACACUUACGUUAUUGGCCUCACUGUGGUUGCCAAUGAUGGGGCAAUCUGUGUGGUCAUCUUUACGGUCUUGCUCGUCUCCUAUGGGGUCAUUCUGCAUUCUCUGAAGAACCUUAGUCAGGAAGGGAGGCGCAAAGCCUUAUCCACCUGUGGCUCCCACAUUACGGUGGUGGUCCUCUUCUUUGUCCCCUGCAUCUUCAUGUAUGUGAGACCUCCUUCUACAUUACCCAUUGAUAAAUCCUUGACUGUAUUUUACACAGUUAUCCCACCUAUGUUGAACCCCCUAAUCUAUACUCUGAGAAAUGGAGAGAUGAAAAAUGCCAUGGAAAAGCUCUGGACCAGAAGAAGAAAAUGAGGCAGAAGAGAAAUAUAUCACCUCUUUUCAGUGAAUAGUUGCUCCAUCCAGUAAAGAAUUAUUUAUUGAUAGUAAGU